This is a messenger RNA of Pseudoliparis swirei, 2381 nucleotides long. It is a transcript of the gene rab7a, whose product is annotated as RAB7a, member RAS oncogene family. Gene Ontology annotation, cellular component: late endosome; lysosome; phagocytic vesicle. Gene Ontology annotation, biological process: phagosome-lysosome fusion; endosome to lysosome transport. Gene Ontology annotation, molecular function: GTPase activity; GTP binding. The transcript has 6 exons. Lineage: Eukaryota; Metazoa; Chordata; Actinopteri; Perciformes; Liparidae. The coding region runs from base 293 to 916 and encodes 207 amino acids. The record is from RefSeq and is a predicted model, not a curated record.
UAGCUCGACGGGGGAACAGCGAGCGUCAACACGGUAACGGGGAGAAACGGACCAUUGCACCGAGUGGCCUCCGGUAGACGAAGAGCGACAGACAUCGGCGGCGUUGACUCGGACACAUCGAGGUAGCUGUGCAGCGAACCGUCGGAGGACUUUUCGCUGUCGACGCUUUUAAACGUCUUGUUUUUUCCGCACAGGAGCCGUUAGCUUGUUAGCAAGCCCGUUAGCUACCAGAAGAAAAGUCCAGUUUUGAUUUUUUUUUUGCACUCCAGGAUCCUCACACAGCUGCGGCACAAUGACAUCAAGGAAGAAAGUGCUACUCAAAGUCAUCAUCCUCGGAGACUCCGGAGUCGGGAAGACCUCGCUGAUGAACCAGUAUGUGAAUAAGAAGUUCAGUAACCAGUACAAAGCCACCAUCGGUGCUGACUUCCUGACGAAAGAAGUCAUGGUGGAUGACAGACUCGUCACGAUGCAGAUCUGGGACACGGCCGGUCAGGAGCGAUUCCAGUCCUUGGGCGUGGCGUUCUACCGCGGAGCCGACUGCUGCGUCCUGGUGUUCGACGUGACGGCGCCCAACACCUUCAAGACUCUCGACAGCUGGAGGGACGAGUUCUUGAUCCAGGCCAGCCCUCGAGACCCCGAGAAUUUCCCCUUUGUGGUGCUGGGCAACAAGAUAGACUUGGAGAACAGACAGGUGACGACCAAGCGCGCGCAGGCCUGGUGCCAAAGCAAGAACAACAUCCCGUAUUUCGAGACCAGCGCCAAGGAGGCGAUCAACGUGGAGCAGGCCUUCCAGACUAUUGCACGCAACGCCCUCAAACAGGAGACCGAAGUGGAGUUGUACAACGAGUUCCCCGAGCCGAUAAAGCUGGACAGGAACGAGCGAGCCAAGCCGUCAGCGGAGACCUGCAGCUGCUGAGGGCUCUGAAGAUCUUUUGGAGGGGUGUUAGGGGGGGCUGUCUCUGCCCCCCUCACUACCCGCUCCUGCCUUGUCUAUAUAUCCCUUAUCCCAUGGCCCACUGUGUUAAUCCUGAAAGCCCAACAUACAUGCAGCAUCCCACUCAUCCACAAAUGUGCUGCACUCACCCUCUCAUGUACCCAAAACACACAUUUUCUAUGAAAUAUGAGUCCUCGCCCAAAGAACAUCUUAAAGAAAUAUUAUGGAAUCCACUCGUUCGAUGCUUAUUUACUUCCCAGUGUUUCCUCGCAUACUUUUUUCAUGACGGUGGUGGUUCGAGCUCCAUAUGGAUCACUGCUUUCACUCCCAGUUUUUUGGUUCCAACUCCUUUUUUUAUUUGGUCAAAUCGAAACAUAUCUUCAUGUUUGUUUUGAGGGGAAACAUGCUCUCCCUCAUUUGUGUUGUGGCUUAAAAGUGUUACUCUCAAAAACAGUCGUGGCCAUGGUUUCACUUUACCUCAUGCGGGCUAUAAAAUAAAAUAAAAAGAAGUCAGCUGAAGUAGUGAAGGAUCAGAAAUGUGAAUUUGCAUGUGGGGGUCACAAUCAUGUGCCGCCUGCUGAUUCUCAUUCAUUGGCACAUAAUUGAAAAACCAGUUUCGUGAAGAAAAAAAAAAUAUUUGCACACACAAUUACUCAACUCUUAAGAAUCUCGUUCUGGAGCCGCAAUAAAUGCAGUUGUAGCUCAAGUUGAGGACAUUGUGUGAAUCCAGACUUGGCUCCUCCCCUAAGGGCUGUCCCUGUAUCAGAAGGUUCAGCUCGUGAUCGGUUAUUCUUGGUACAACAUCGGCCGUGGGAAUGAACCGAUUGACGGCGUGACAUUCUACCCGAUAGCCCGCGGAGAGGAGACGUGUUUUUUUCCAUAUAUAAAUAUGACAGUACUAUUAGGUAGCAAAUUUGUUUUUACUGUCAACUAUUGCAAGACUUUGUAUAUUUGCAAACCUCUCAAAUCACUGUGUGGGGAAGGCAAAAGGUUGUGUUGUAAAUCUCCAUGUCCGACUUUGCCAGUUGCUCGUGUUGGCAAACAAUUUAAGUGCUUGACAUUUAUUUUAACCGGUCAGAUCUUUAAACUGGUCUGUUCGUAUGUUAAAACUUUGAAAUGCAUUAUAGAUUACAAGAUAGCAUACAUAUUGUAACUUAAAAGAAAAAAGUGUGGGAAAGUAUUGGCAUUCAUUAUUAUAUUAUGUUAAAUGCAUAGCAUCUACAUUGUUUCAAAAUGUCUUCGCGUUUGAAGUAAUGAGGGUAAUAAUUAAAAAAAAUCUUGAUUUAAGCAUGCAGCCUUUUUUAUUUCUGACAUUUGAUAGCAUUUUAAAAUAAAUUCGGAUGUGUCGCAUUUUUUUAUUAUUACGUAGAAAGUGGAGCAAACGCAUGUUUUUUUCACACAACUGUUUAUAAAAUAAUUACGCGGAAUAAAUAAUGCCUAAAUGGUC